This is a messenger RNA of Sesamum indicum (sesame), 4955 nucleotides long. Lineage: Eukaryota; Viridiplantae; Streptophyta; Magnoliopsida; Lamiales; Pedaliaceae. The record is from RefSeq and is a predicted model, not a curated record.
GGGAGUGGUAUAUGGUUGCCUUCCUCCAAUCUCUGCGCGAAGAUACGUGGUUAAUUUGUGUGUAAUGCGUUAGCUGACUGGUUUUCUUUUGUAUGUGUGAGGAUUCACAGUUUCUUCUCUAUGUGUUGGUCAGAUCCAUUGGAUGAUGUGGUGAAGUGUCUGCAUGAUUGUUGUGAUUAUUUGUGGGGUUUUGAUUGAAUGCUAUUGGGUCAGGAUUGGCAAAUUACAGCUCCACAGAGAAGUUGUUCUGCAUACUGUACCUUCUUGGAGUGCGUAUAUUGAAUUGCGAGAUUUUGUUUACCUUUGUAAUACUAGGGGCAAAAGUUGAAGUUUAUCGGAAGCUGCUCUCGUGGUCGAGCGAUGAGAAGAUCCAAUGAUGCGUACCAACUCUGUGAAUAUGAACUGGAUGAAGCAUUGCCAUGAAAUGGUUAUGGUUGGAGCAUUACGAGUGUUAAGGUUCUGAAUUGUCAGCAAUUGCCAUAUGACUAAUCAGACAACGCCGGAGUUGGGAAGAAUGAAAACACAUGGUCAGUUGUGUACUGGUUUUCUCAUUUGACGAUGAAGUUAUAUUGUUGGAUUUUCCUCAGAUACUCAGAGGACUUCCUGAUUAAAUCCACAGCAGGUCCUUUUUGAGGCGGAAUUUGUUGUCACUUGUCAGGAAGAAUGUAACUGAGCUGGGUAAUUUUUGACACAUUUUGCAGCUGCUUGAAAGUGUCCAUUGUCAGAGGAUAAUGCUGUUCUUCUUUUAUUUUUGAGUAUAAAAAGCAAAUGGAAUCUGAGACAUUGAUAACGGAUUAUCCGCCAGCCACUAGACAACGGGUGCUUGCUGCCGUUGGACCGGUACUUUGGAUUGCUGUCAGCUAUGUAGACCCUGGAAAGUGGGCUGCAGCUGUAGAAGGGGGUGCUCGUUUUGGUUCUGAUUUGGUUUUACUUGUGCUUAUUAUAAACUGUGCAACUAUUUUGUGUCAGUAUCUGUCUGCACGUGUAUCCAUUGCAACCGGAAAAGAUCUUUCGCAGAUUUGCAGUGAGGAAUAUGAUCAUCUGACAUGCAUACUUUUAGGAAUUCAGGCAGAGAUCUCAAUGGUUAUCUUAGAUCUCACAAUGGUGUUGGGCACUGCUUAUGGACUUAAUGCUGUUUCUGGAAUCAGCCUAUGGAAUUGUGUCUUUCUAACUGGCUUUGAUGCUGUUCUAUUUCCAUUUCUCGCUAGCUUCCUUGAAAAUACCAGAGCAAAGAUCAUAUCCAUAAGCUUAGUUUGCUUUAUAUUAGCAUCUUAUGUCUCUGGAGUUAUAGUAAGUCAACCUGAAAGCUCUCUCUCUGUGGGUGGAAUGCUUAAUAAGCUGACUGGGGAAAAUGCAUAUGCACUGAUGAGUAUCCUUGGAGCAAAUAUUAUGCCCCACAACCUUUACCUCCAUUCUUCUCUUGUACAGCAAGAUCAGGGGCAAACAACUGUUUCUAAAGCGGCAUUGUGUCAUGACCAUUUUUUCUCCACUUUAUUCGUCUUUAGUGGCAUAUUCAUGGUGAACUGUGUGCUAAUGAACCUGGCGGCCAAUGUAUUCUACAGUAGUGGAUUCAUUUCACUAACUUUACAGGACGCAUUGUCAUUGCUGGAUCAGGGAUUUAGGAGUUCAUUAGCUUCAAUUGCUUUAGUAUCCAUUAUAUUUUUGUCCAAUCAACUGGUGGCAACAUCAAGUCAUGGAAGACAAGCAAGACUUGCCCAUGAUUUCUUCAAGCUGGAGAUCGCUGGUUGGCUUCAUCGUGCUGCAAUCAGAAUAAUUGCCAUCAUUCUCGCGCUCUUUUGUGUUUGGAAUUCAGGAGCAGGAGAUUUAUUUCAACUCCUGAUUUUUACACAGGUCGUGAUUGCACUUCUACUGCCAUCUUCUGUUAUCCCCUUAUUUCAAGUUGCUUCCUCCAGAUUAAUUAUGGGUGCCCAGAAAAUUUCUCAUCUGGUGGAAUUCCUAGCUUUAGUCUCCUUUGUUGCAAUGCUGGGGCUAAAUAUCAUGUUUCUCAUAGAAUUGGUAUUUGGCAGUAGUGAAUGGGUUACUAGUUUAAACAUCGGGGAUAGUAUGCCUGUUUCGUAUCAUAUUCUUCUGAUAGCUGCUUUUGCCUCCCUGUGUCUGAUGCUUUGGCUGGCAACCACUCCGCUGAAGUCUGCAAGUUCUGGGCUAGAUAAACAGACAUUGAAGUGGGACAACAAAGCCAGUAUGAUUGAGUCAUCUGUGGAGAGAGACCCAUCGGAAAUUGGUGAGAUCCAACACCAACUAGAAAAGUCUAUGGAAAAGCAGGAACCUGUAUCAUCGUUGGAGAAAUCCUUUGGAAACCAUCAGGAUUUAUCGAUUCCCACACCUGAUCUGAGUUUUCCUGAAGCGCAUGUGGAUUCGGAGAUCAAUCUCGAUUUGACUGCACUUCAGGAGAAUAAAUCUGAGAUCAAAUCCUCAGAGCCUGCUAUGGUCAAUCAUGAGGCAUCUGCAAUCAUUUCAGAAAUUGUCUUGCCUGAAUCUGGAGAUGGUGAUAAAAGUGAAUCGCUGGAUGACAUCAACGUGAGCACUGAAUCAAAAGACAUGGUGGAAAAGACUUUGAAAAUUGAGGGAGAUGUGCAGAAUGAGAAGGACGAUGAGGGAGAUCCUUGGGAGCCUGAAGAAUCAACUAGAGAUGUUUCUGAGAGCAUCCAGUCUUUGACUUCCGAGGGUCCGGGAUCAUUUAGAAGUGUUAGUGGAAAAAUUGAUGAUGUAGGAAGUGGUGCAGGAAGUCUUUCAAGAUUAGCAGGAUUAGGCCGUGCCGCAAGGCGCCAAUUGACUGCAGUUCUUGAUGAGUUCUGGGGCCAGAUGUUUGAUUUCCAUGGUCAAGCAACACAUGAAGCCAAAGCUAAGAAACUUGAUGUUUUACUGGGGGUGGAUUCUAGGGUAGACUCGAAGUCUUCCUUUGCAUCUGUUAAAUUGGAAAGCAUUAAUAAGGAAUCUACUGGAUAUUUCCCUUCUACCAGUGGAAGAGGAUCUGAACUUUUAAGAACUUCUAGCUUUUACCAUUCUUCUAUGCCACAUAUUGGACAGAGUAAUAUUGGAUCACCUCUUGGGGUUCAGCAAGGCUCAUCAAUGUGGUCUAACCAUAUGCAACUGUUAGAUGCAUAUGCGCAAAAUUCCAGUUAUAAUGCCCUUGACUCUGGUGAGAGGCGCUAUCGUAGCGUGCAUAUUCCGUCAUCUACUGAUUGCCAUGAUCAACAGCCGGCCACUAUUCAUGGUUAUGAUUUAGCUUCAUAUCUGGGUCGGAUGGCUAGCGAGAGAAGUCCGGAUUAUCAAAAAGGUCAAUUGGAGUUAUCAACGCAAACCUCAACUCCCUCGAUCAAACCAAACUCCAUAGAUUCAUAUAGUCGGCCAAUGGGGCUGAAGCCACAGAAUGGAUUACGCACGCUGAAGCCUCCGGGUUUUCAUAACGUACCUGUUUCGCGAAACAGUUCAUUGAAAUCUGAAAGACCUUCUCAAGACCUUUGCAGUCCUGAACCAAUGGAUUACAGUAAUAACCCACCCAAUGUCAAGAAAUUUUACAGCUUGCCGGACAUAUCAGGACUUUAUAUCCCCAACCGGGAUUCAUCAUCUGAUAGAAGGUCUCAGUGGGAUAAUUCUAUGGGUUAUGGGCAGUCCAUUUACCGUCCAGCACGGGAGCAGACAUGUUCAAGUGCUUCUUCAUGGGCUAGUUCUGCUUUAGGAUUUAAUCAACUUUCUCCUUCAAAGGUUUGUAGAGAUGCUUUCUCAUUGCAAUUCGCUUCUAGCUCAGGUGCUGGUUCACUGUGGUCUAAGCAGCCUUAUGAACAGUUUGGCGUGGCUGAUAAAUCUCCUUCCAAAGUACAAGAAAAUGCAUCAAUUAUGGAUAUGGAAGCGAAGCUUCUACAAAGUUUCAGAAGUUGUAUUGUGAAACUUCUGAAGCUGGAGGGAUCUGACUGGUUGUUCAGACAGAAUGAUGGGGCUGAUGAAGACCUUAUUGAUCGUGUAGCUGCAAGGGAGAGAUUUCUCUAUGAAGCUGAAACUAGGACUGUAGACAGAAAGCUUAGUUCUGCUAUAAAAAUUGAUGAAACAGACCAGUCAAAGUUUAUGUCAGUUCCUAAUUGUGGAGAUGGAUGUGUUUGGCGAGUAGAUCUAAUUAUAAGCUUUGGAGUUUGGUGUAUCCACAGGAUCCUUGAACUUUCCCUCAUGGAAAGCAGGCCAGAACUUUGGGGGAAAUACACCUAUGUACUCAAUCGUCUUCAGGGGAUUAUCGAUCUGGCUUUUUCAGAGCCUCGGUCGCCGAAGGCUCCCUGCUUCUGCCUUCAGCUACCUGUCGGAUACCAGCAAAAGUCGAGCCCGCCUAUUUCAAAUGACAGCUUGCCGCCACCUUCAAAACUGGGCCGGGGCAGAUUAACAACUUCACUGAUGCUGCUAGACAUAAUCAAAGAUGUCGAAAUGGCUAUAUCUUGCCGGAAGGGUCGAACAGGCACUGCUGCCGGUGAUGUGGCUUUCCCUAGAGGAAAAGAAAAUUUGGCAUCCGUCCUCAAACGAUACAAACGCCGUUUGUCAAAUAAACCAGUCGGGUCUCAGGAAGUCGCACAUGGACUGCGCAAGAUGGGAUUACCAUCUCCCCAGGGCUCGUAGUCCAUGUUUUCGGUUCAUAGGUGCUGGGAGGAGGAUUAAUUGGGUGUGGAGAACCACUGAGGAAAGAUGAACGCUGCUGGCCGUGAAACUUCCAUGGCCCAUUCCCCCUCCCUUGUGUAUUAAAUCUUUUGCUGCUCUUAUAGUCUUCCCUUGUACUUCUGUGGUGUAUACAAUAGGAUAAAAGUGUACUGGUGUAACUAACUCAUCAGGUGGAAGAAAGGUGGAAAUAUAUAUUUGUAUUGCAAGUGGAGUGUGUUAUCCUAGUGUAAUUUACAAGGGACAAGAUGUCACUCACUCUAGAUUAACUGGUGUAGUAGUUAAGUUUUGCUAGAGAA